This is a messenger RNA of Erythranthe guttata (spotted monkey flower), 1487 nucleotides long. Lineage: Eukaryota; Viridiplantae; Streptophyta; Magnoliopsida; Lamiales; Phrymaceae. The record is from RefSeq and is a predicted model, not a curated record.
UACUUCCAAUCUCUGAUUUUGGACUAUGAAUUUUUUUUCUCGUUUAGUCUAUCGACUCCACAUUUCAAGGGGUGUGUACGAGACUAUCGAUUGUUGAUUUGUUCUAUAUCAUUAGUUGUUUAUAUUGUUUCUAGCUCUAAUAUUUCCCCACAUUUUAUCUAUUUGACUUCAUGUAUGAAUUUCAAUUCUUGAAUUAGAGUCGUCUGUUUGGCAUUUUCCCGGAUAUUUCUGCCAACACUUUCGUAAACCUGCUCCUAUUUUCAAAUUGUUAAUACCCGUUUUUUUUUUUCCAAUGGGUACAGAAAAUGCUAGUGAUGGGCGUUACUCCCCUGAACGAAAAGCCUUUGUUGGCGCCACAGCUUCUCAAGUAAAGAAAAUUAGCCCUAUUGACAACCAAGACACAUCAGCUAGAAGAAGAAGUUCUGUUGGUAGUAACGAAAACCGAACGAGCCCAGCAAUGUUUCGUAAAUUGGACACCAAAAAGCGCAACAUCUCGAAACUCGAAACUGCUGCUCAUGGCACCACAUAUAUAGAAAAUGAUGAACCUUUUGAUGGUGAUGAAAAAAUUUCUAGAAUCGGAAAGCCCGAAAUCAAACGGGCCCUGUUCAAUGAGGACUAUGAUAAGCAGAAGCACCGUGUGGUUAGAAGUGAUUCUCCGGUUGGUCCAGGCGGCGAGGCGAGUAUUGUAUAUAAUAAUAAUGACACUGGAGAUGUAUGUAGGAACCAGAGAAACUGCCAAGACCUAUCUUUGAUCCGAAAUCAACUGGUUCAGAUCGAAAACCAGCAGUCCAGUUUGUUGGAGAUUCUCCAGAGAUUUAUUGGGAGCUCGCAAAACGGUAUUCAUUCUCUCGAGGCACGUGUUCACGGUUUAGAACUCGCUCUCGAUGAAAUCUCGUUCGAUUUAGCCGUCUCUAACGGAAGGAUGUCGCAAAAGGAUGCCUUGUGUUGCAAGUUACCUGGUACCGAUUUCUUGAGCUCGAAGCUCUGGAGAAAAACGGAAGCAUCAGCUGCUGGGGUGAGAAGCAUCGCCGGCAGGAGUGGAGAUGGUGAAGGAAUAUUCCCGUUGCAUAACAGGAGAUACCGUUUUCGUGGUGCUCAUGGCCUCGUAAUGAACCCGUUGGCCGAAAUCUCUAGAAGCUCCUCCCGGAUUCUUCCGGAAGUUUCCUCGAGUGGGGUUGCUUAGUACAUUGCUGUUUUAAAGUCAACUAACCCGAAAUAUAUCGCCCGGAGAAACUACUAAAUACAAAGAGCUUGUACUUGUGUUUGUUGUUGGCUGGAUUCUUCUUGGAAGAGUACUAAAGAAUAGAUGCAUAUAUACUAAGAGUGGCUUUUCUUCUAUUUUCCUUUUUUUGUGUAUUAAAGAUUCUCUUUUCGUUUUUUCGUUGAGUCGACAUGUACUCGAAAAAUUGUAUGUACUAUCGGUAGCGGAAAUCAGACGUAUCAAAUCGAAAUUAGUUCUCUCUGGGAAAAAAACGAAUCUUUUUUUU